Molecule: messenger RNA, 3507 nt
Organism: Nerophis lumbriciformis (worm pipefish)
Lineage: Eukaryota; Metazoa; Chordata; Actinopteri; Syngnathiformes; Syngnathidae
Source: RefSeq, a predicted model, not a curated record
AUGGCGGAGCCAAAGUCUGUGCCGAGUGAUUUGUACAAAUGUGUGUACUCGUUUCUGCUGGAGAACAAGUUCACCAAGGCGGCUCAGCAGUUUGUCAAGCAGGUUAAAGUGAGUCCACAGGAUCCAAAUGAAGAACGUCUUCUCAACAUCUACGACUUCUGGGUGAAAUCACCUCAAGCUCGAAAACGCAAAACGAUUGCUAGCCAGAAAGUUGGAGGCUCAGUAGCCAAGAAGGCCAAAGUCAGUCAGAAGGACGAAUCUGCUGCCAAAGUCAAAAAGGCGACCCCAGCUGCCAAAGCGGCACCUAUUAAGGCACCAGUGACUAAACCUGUGGCCGCAAACGCUGCAUCUAGCAGUAGCGAAGAAUCGAGUGAUUCUGAAGAAGAAAAGAAGGCUCCUCCUACCAAGAUUCCUGCAAAGCCUGCAGCAGCUGUUAUUGGAACAAGAAAGAAAGACAGCAGCUCCAGCAGUGAGGAAUCUGACUCUGAGGAGGAGCAGACCACCAAAGCCCCUUUGCAGGCAGCAGCAGCAGCCGCCGCAAAGCCUAAAGCUCCAGUGCCUGCUACAGGAGCUAAGGAUAAACAAGAGAGCAGCAGUGAAGAAAGUUCCUCUGAGGACGACGAACCAGCCAAGGUGAACAAAUUGGCAUCUACAGUGCCACAGGCCCCCGUAAACCCUGUCCAAGUGAAAACCACCCCACCUCCAGCUGCAGAGUCCAGCAGUGAAGACUCGUCUUCUGAAGAUGAAGCUCCGCCCAGCAAGAAACCUAAAACGGGAACAUACAGUGCAGUCCCACCUCCGGCUUGCAUACAGAAAGCUACAGCAGCAGCCAGUAAUGCCAAGAGCAACGACUCUGACAGUAGUGACGACAGCAGUGAUGAGGACGAAGGGAAGAAAGCCGCUGUAAAACCUGCACCCGCAAAGACUCCUCCUCCUAAACCUGGUGUGAAGAAGCCUGAUGCAAAGAAGUCCAGUUCAGAGAGCUCAGAUUCAAGUUCAGAUGAAGAAGAGGUAAAAACAAAUCCAGCCAAGGUCACACCAGCUAAAGCAGUCCCAGUUAAACCGGCACCCACAAAAAAAGAUUCCUCAAGCUCAGACAGCAGCUCAGAAGAUGACGCUCCAGCAAAGCCUGUCGCUAAACCUGCUGCACCAUCUGCGGCUUCAAAGAAGGAAGCUGCCAAAGCCAAGCCAGUUGUUGCGAAGGCUGCUGUUCCUGCCACUAAGAUUGCCGCCAAAGAAAGCAGCUCAGACUCCGAUGACUCGUCAUCUGAUGAUGAAGCAGUAAAGACAAAGCCAGCGCCGGCUAAACCUGCCACCCCGGCUUCUCAGCAUGCAACGCCUGGCGGAAAGUCUUCUGUGGCGGCAGCAGCAGCUCAAAGCAGUUCAGAUUCUGACUCUUCGUCUGAGGAUGACGAGCCUCCAAAGCCUGUUGCUAAGGUCGCUGCUCCACCAAAGACUGCACCUGCUACAAAAGAAAGCAGCUCUGAGUCUGGGUCUUCAUCUGAAGAUGACACGCCGGCACCCGCAAAACCCGCGACCCCAGCUUCAAAAGCCAAGCCGGCACCCGCAAAACCCGCAACGCCAGCUUCAAAAGCGGUUCCUCCUGUUGCAAAGGCAGCAGCAAAGAGCAGCUCUGAGUCUGAGUCUUCAUCUGAAGAUGAAGCGCCCGCAAAACCCACGACGCCAGCUUCAAAUGCCAAGCCGGCACCCGCAAAACCCGCGACGCCUGCUUCAAAAGCCAAGCCGGCACCCGCAAAACCCGCGACGCCAGCUUCAAAAGCCAAGCCGGCACCCAGCAGCUCUGAGUCUGAGUCUUCAUCUGAAGAUGAAGCGCCCGCAAAACCCAUGACGCCAGCUUCAAAACCGGCACCCGCAAAACCCGCGACGCCAGCUUCAAAAGCGGCUCCUCCUGUAGCAAAGGCAGCAGCAAAGAGCAGCUCUGAGUCUGAGUCUUCAUCUGAAGAUGAAGCGCCCGCAAAACCCACAACGCCAGCUUUAAAAGCCAAGCCGGCACCUGCAAAACCCUCGACGCCAGCUUCAAAAGCAGCUCCUCCUGUGGCAAAGGCAGCAGCAAAGAGCAGCUCUGAGUCGGAGUCUUCAUCUGAAGAUGAAGCACAAGCCAAGGCACCCAUAAGUAAACCUUCCACCCCUGCUGCUAAGGCUGCAACUGCCACCAAGGCCGCGGUAGCUGCAGAAAGCAGUUCCGACUCAGAUUCGUCAUCUGAAGAGGACGAACCAGUCAAAGCAAAGCCUGCAGUUGCGAAAACCGCUACUCCAGCUUCAAAGGCCCCAGUAGCAAAAGCGGCUGCUCCCGCUAAGCCAGAGAGCAGCUCUGAGUCAGAUUCUUCAUCUGAGGAUGAAGAGCCUGCUAAGUCGGCUACCAGUAAACCUUCCACUCCUGCUGCAAAGGCCACUGUCCCUGCUACUGCUCCUGCUGAAAGUAGUUCAGACUCUGAUUCUUCAUCUGAAGAAGAAAACGUGACAGCAAAACAAGUAGCGGCUAAGGCGGCCACCCCAGCGGCUAAGGCAGCAGCUAAGGCGGCCACCCCAGCGGCUAAGGCAGCAGCUAAGGCGGCCACCCCAGCUUCUAAGGCAGCAGCUAAGGCGGCCACCCCGGCGGCUAAGGCCGCCCCGGCAGCAGCAGAAAGCAGCUCUGAAUCUGACUCUUCAUCCGAGGAAGAAGCUGAACCUCCGAAAGCCAAACCUGCUGCAACAAAAGCGGCUGCUCCGGCAAAGGCUGCAGCAGAGAGCAGUUCAGACUCUGACUCUUCCGAAGACGACGCCCAAGUUGAGGCUAAACCUGUAGUCAAGAAACCUACCGAGACGGCUGCUAAAGCGGCAGCUCCACAAACAAAACCAGCGAAGAAGGCAGAGGAGAGUGGUUCCGACUCAUCUGACAGCUCGGACUCUGAAACACAAUCUAACACCCCGGCCAAUGCUGCUGUCGCCAAUGGGAAAGCUCCCAAAGCUGCAUCAUCUAAACCCGCAGAGCCAUCUUCCAGUGAUAGCAGUUCAGAAGAGGAGGCCACUGUGAAAAGUUCUACACCUGCUCAAUCCACAAAGGCAGCUAAAGCCAAAGACUGCAGUAGCUCCUCAGACAGCUCCGAUGAUGAUGAGGCUGCCACCACCCCCAAGGCGAACGGUACCAAUGGCAAGAAAAAAGCUAAAAAGUCACAGGAAACUACAGAGGAAGUGACGCAAAAACAUACUCCCAAAAACAAAAAAGCAACUACAACACCUCAAACAUUUCCCAAAACCAAGAAGUCUUCAAAUGUUCCUUUCCGGAGAAUAAGGGAAGAAGAUGUUGCGGUGGAUCCCCGCCUCGCAGACAAUUCUUUUGAUGCUAAGAUGGGCUCUAAUGGCGACUGGGGCCAGAAAGCCAACGACGUUCUCCGUUUUACUAAAGGCAAAUCCUUUCGCCACGAAAAGACCAAGAAGAAGAGGGGAAGCUACCGGGGCGGUGCCAUAAACAUGGCAGUCAACUCCAUCAAGUUUGACAGUGAUUGA